Messenger RNA from Cinclus cinclus, 1107 nucleotides. It is a transcript of the gene FUT7, whose product is annotated as fucosyltransferase 7. The transcript has a single exon. Gene Ontology annotation, cellular component: membrane. Lineage: Eukaryota; Metazoa; Chordata; Aves; Passeriformes; Cinclidae. Gene Ontology annotation, molecular function: alpha-(1->3)-fucosyltransferase activity. The record is from RefSeq and is a predicted model, not a curated record. Bases 1 to 1044 code for a protein of 347 amino acids.
AUGCCUGGGGCAUUGCUGCUGCGAUGGUCACUGUGGGGCCGGCCUGGCAUGAAGGCCUUGGUCACUGUCGGCAUGUUUGUAACCACCCUUUGGAACCUGAGGUUCUUCCUCAACCCCUCUAAGGGCUCUGGAGAAGAUUCUAAACGCAGGGAGCCGUUAGUGAUCCUGGUGUGGGAAUGGCCCUCCAAGCAGGUCCCCAACAUCAGCAGAGAUGUGUGCCAUGAGCUGUACAGCAUCACAGGUUGCCAGCUCACCACAGAGCGGCAGCUCCUGCACCAGGCCAAUGUGGUGGUGUUCCCCCACUCCAGCCUCCAGCCUGGCCGGGACAAACUGCCCAAGGAGAGGCUGCCAGGGCAGAACUGGGUGUGGGUCUCCCUGGAGUCCCCCACCAACACUAGAGCUCUAGCAGCAUGGAACCAGACCUUCAACUGGGUGAUGACCUACAGACAGGAUUCGGACAUCUUCAUCCCCUAUGGCAAGCUUGUGCCCAACCAGUCAGCCACCAUGAACAUCCCUGCAAAGACCAACUUGGUGUCCUGGGUUAUCAGCAACUACCACAGGACUCAGAAAAGAGCUGAAGUCUACAAGAACCUCUCCAGGUAUCUCCAUGUGAAUAUAUAUGGGAAAGCAAACAACAAGCCCCUCUGCAAGGACUGCCUCUUGCCAACAGUAUCCAAGUCGAAGUUCUACCUGGCCUUUGAGAACUCCAUCCAUCGGGACUACAUCACAGAGAAACUCUGGAGGAACUCACUGCUGGCUGGCACUGUGCCUGUGGUGCUGGGGCCACCCAGGGCCAACUAUGAGCAGUUUGUUCCUGCAGACUCCUUCAUCCAUGUCAACGACUUUGACUCCCUGGAGGAGCUGGCCACCUUCCUGAAGACCAUGAACUCCAGCCGCUACCGGCAGUUCUUUGCCUGGCAGAAGAGGUUCAGUGUGAAGCUCUACACUGACUGGAGGGAGCGGAUCUGUGCCAUCUGCACAGCCUACCCCCACCUGCCCCAUGGCCACCUCUAUCCUGACCUGCAGAGCUGGUUCAAUUCCUAGUGUGUGCCAGGACCCUUGGGAUGAAUGCAGGCAGAGGUGGGAGGUGCAUGAGGCAUCCACCCG